UUGACUUGACCUAGACCUAGGCUAGUAGUAGAGACUUGACCUUGACAUGACUUUUGUUUGAUUGUUGACACUUGUUACUUUUUGUGACGUAGGCCCUAGACGAGACAAUAGACAAAGAGAAAACGGGAAAACAAAACAUGAUGUGCUGGUGUUCCGUCCGGCUCCCAACCCAACCCCCAACGAACGGCAACGCCACGCCACGCACGGCACGACUGGACUGACACUGGUCUGAUCCUUAGAAUUAAAUCUUCUGCAAAGUAAAGUUUUAUAAUAAAUGAAAAUGUAAUACUUUGUUGUUAGGCUAUUAAUUAUCUGCUUUUUAUAUGUAUCUACAACAUCACAACUUAUCCGUCUGCGUUCAGCCUAACCUAUUCUUUUGAACAUGUCAGACAUAGACUCAGAUACCUUAGGGGUUCAUAUCAAGAAAGAGCUUUCAGUUUAUGAGGAUGUGAAAGAAUCAAAAUGGAACCUCGUUAAUUUGAGCAUGGAAGCGAAGGAGGUCCAAAUUUGGAAAAAUGAAAUAUCCACAAUCAAAGAUUUAAAGAUCAAAUCGAAAACGGAAAUAAACAAUGACGAAACACCAAGCACUGUUGAAAGUAAAUCAAAACUUUUUGUGAAAAUCAAACGUAACAAUAUACUGGAACAAGCUCUCAAGGAGGAGAUGAAGAAUUUGUCUCAGGGUCAAAAGUGUGUUUCUGCAGGGAAAGAACAGGUAAACCAACUUCCUGAAACAUCACUCAACACUGAACUCCCACUAGUAAAGAAAAAGAAUAUUCAGCCACAUUUGAAGAUGUUUGUCUGUGUUGAAUGUAACAGAUGUUACAGAAGAGAAGAACAACUUACAAAUCACAGGUGUGAGGAUGCCAAAACAUGCUCAGAUGAUAAUAUACCUGUCAGUGUUUUGAAACAUAAUCUCAAUGCAAGAAAUCUACGCCACAUAUGUGGAGUUUGUGGUGGAAGUUUUAAGACUAAAGAUUCAUUACAAACUCAUGAAGCUCAACACGGAAUAUCCUUCUCUGGUGCCAGCUAUAAUACAAUAUUUAGUAAAAAGUCUGCUUUAGUUAAUCACAGUAGGAAUCACUUACAUCCAGAAGCAACCAAGAAAUGUAGAGUUUGUGGAACUGACAUUGGAAAAUUUAAUCAGUGUCAAAAAGCCAUUUGCUUUUCCAAAAUAUUUCCCUUUUCUUGUUUGGGAUGUACAAAACGUUUUAAAACCAAGGAGGAGUUGAAAACACACAAUGUGUCACAUUUCACAGAACAGGAAUACAAAUGCACUCAUUGUAAAAAGUCAUUCAAAUAUGAGAGUUAUCAAGGAAUCCAUAUUGAUCUUUUACAUACUCAGCCAAAUAAUAAAUUCUGUUGUGACAAAUGUUCAAAGAGCUUAAAUUUUCAUAAAAUUAAAGCUCAUUCUAAAAAUAGACAUUUAUCUUGUGAAACAUGUGGAGCCACCUUCAAGGAAAAGAAAUUUUUAAGAAUUCAUUGUCUCACUCACACUGGAAUGAAGUCAUACUCAUGUUCAUUUUGCUCUAAGACCUUUGCACAGUUGCCUCAUUUAAAGAGACAUGAACUUGUUCAUACAGGGGAGAAGCCUUAUAUGUGCAACAUUUGUGACAAAUCAUUCAGAGAUUCAAGCAAUUUCAAAGUUCACCAGACCUUUCACUUUGGGUUGAGACCUUUCAAAUGUGAGGAAUGUGGAAAAGAUUUUACUCAAUGGAGUCAUCUAAAUACUCAUAAACAAACUCACAACAAAAUAAGACCCUAUAAAUGUAACAGCUGUGGAGACUCAUUUAAAACAAAGGAUGUUUUGAGAACUCAUGUAUUUUUACAUUCUGAUAUCAAACCAUUCAAUUGUGAACAAUGUGGUAAAUCCUACGUUCAACAUACAGCAUUCAAACGGCACAAAUGCCCGGAAAUAUUGGUGCCAUAAAAAGAAGAUCAAGAAUAAUCAGGAAUCACGAUUUUAAAUUACCACCACAACCUCAGCCUGGUUUUAUACAAAGAUAAACAGAUGGAUGACAUAGAUUCAACACAACGUCAACAUUGACCUAGGAUACUGCAAUUAUACAAACCAUCCUUUUAUGAAAUCGUGUUCAGUUGUGGUUACGUUUAGGGGCGCCUAUAUCAGUGCCCCUAAACGUGAAAAUAUCACUUUUAUUUCAACUACGAAUAUAUUGUAGUUUAAAUUAACUAAUAUGGGAAAUUACGAUGUACGUUUAUUCAAUGAGGGUGGGUAAUUAUCAAGGAUAGAACUGAUAACGGUAUGGAUAAUAAACAUUGACAAUUACUUCAUUAGCUUUACUAGCGUGUUUACUUUUUAUAUUCCUGCUACA
This is a messenger RNA of Macrosteles quadrilineatus (aster leafhopper), 2330 nucleotides long. Its product is annotated as oocyte zinc finger protein XlCOF6-like. The transcript is spliced from 6 exons. Lineage: Eukaryota; Metazoa; Arthropoda; Insecta; Hemiptera; Cicadellidae. The coding region runs from base 383 to 1927 and encodes 514 amino acids. Gene Ontology annotation, biological process: regulation of transcription by RNA polymerase II. Gene Ontology annotation, molecular function: RNA polymerase II cis-regulatory region sequence-specific DNA binding; DNA-binding transcription factor activity, RNA polymerase II-specific. The record is from RefSeq and is a predicted model, not a curated record. Gene Ontology annotation, cellular component: nucleus.